AUGGCCGAUCUGCACCCCUCACCGCCCCCGCGCGUGGACGUGGCCUCCGACUCGAGGUCAUUUGAGAACCGUGGACGUUGGUUCAUUGUUAGUGGUCGUUCUCUCUUCAAUUCUCUUUAUGGUACUGGCUCUCCGGAUUUAGAGGAAAUCUUUGAAGCCGUACCAGCUGUUGCCUACACUUGUGAAUGUCAGCCGAGGUAA
Messenger RNA from Penicillium chermesinum, 201 nucleotides. RefSeq lists its product as uncharacterized. Bases 1 to 201 code for a protein of 66 amino acids. The transcript has a single exon. The record is from RefSeq and is a predicted model, not a curated record. NCBI's taxonomy places the organism in Eukaryota, Fungi, Ascomycota, Eurotiomycetes, Eurotiales, Aspergillaceae.